GUUCCCCCUGUGAGAGCCGAAGCCCUCCGCUCUGCAUUCCGCCGGAGCUCAGAGGCGAACACCGGCUGCAGCCCCAGUCCCGGGCCGAGACUUGCUGUAGAAAGUGGAGGAAAAAGUUGCUCCGCGCGUGUUUCCCCGACAGUUUCUCCUUCCUCGAUGUUUUUUUGUUCAGCUCGAACCGGAGCUCUGCUUUGUGGAAUGAUUUACGUUUCGUCUGAGAGCUGCGAGAGAAGGUGGUUUAUGUCUGUUUAAGGUACCAGCCUUACUGAAUCCCAACGCUGUAACUCCAGACUGUUGGUGCACCAUGGUGAUCAUGUCAGAGACCAGCCGGGGGGCUCAGUCCAGCCCUGCCCAGGGGAGGCCGCUGCAGGUCGGCUUCUACGAGAUCAUCCGCACCCUGGGGAAAGGAAACUUUGCAGUGGUGAAACUGGCCAAACACAAAGUCACCAAAACACAGGUGGCUAUUAAGAUUAUCGAUAAGACCAGGCUGAAUCCGUCCAACCUGGAGAAGAUUUACAGAGAAGUGCAGAUAAUGAAGCUGCUAAACCACCCUCAUAUCAUCAAGCUCUACCAGGUCAUGGAGACCAAAGACAUGCUGUACAUUGUGACUGAGUACGCAAAGAACGGAGAGAUGUUUGACCACCUGACCUCAAACGGCCGCAUGAGUGAAGAUGAAGCCCGAAAGAAGUUCUGGCAGAUUCUGACAGCGGUGGACUACUGCCAUCGACAUCACAUCGUUCACCGCGACCUAAAAACUGAGAACCUGCUGCUGGAUGCCAACAUGAAUAUCAAACUAGCCGACUUCGGAUUUGGAAACUUCUACAAUGCAGGAGAGCCUCUGUCUACGUGGUGCGGCAGCCCGCCUUACGCUGCCCCUGAAGUGUUUGAAGGCAAAGAGUAUGAAGGGCCUCAGCUGGACAUUUGGAGCCUUGGAGUUGUGCUUUAUGUUCUCGUCUGUGGCUCUCUUCCAUUCGACGGACCCAGCCUUCCUGCGCUCAGACAGAGAGUCACCGAGGGACGAUUCAGAAUCCCUUUCUUCAUGUCCCAAGACUGUGAAAAUCUGAUCCGCAAGAUGCUGGUGGUGGAUCCGGCCAAGAGGAUCAGCGUGGCCCAGAUCAAGCAGCACCGCUGGAUGCUGGUGGACCCAACGGCUGCUCACCAGACCCUCAGUCAUUCCCUCACAGAGUACAACUCCAACCUGGGCGACUACAGCGAGCCUGUGCUCAACAUCAUGAACACGCUGGGCAUCGACCGCCAGAGAACUAUCGAGUCCCUGCAGAGCAGCAGCUACAAUCACUUCUCUGCCAUCUACUACCUGCUGCUGGAGAGAGUUCGAGAGCAUCGUACACAGCAGCUGAGCCGCCAGUGUGGAACCUGGAGCCAGAGACCCAGGAGCACCUCGGACUCCCCCAGCCCAGAGGUGAUCAUGGAGUCCACCGACAGUUUCAGAUCGACAGCAUUUUCACUUCCAGCUAAAAACACUCCUCCUGUGUACUCGGAGGUGGAGUGUGACCAAGGCGGAUUGUUCCAGCGUGUGGUGUUUCCAGUGGAGGCCAGCCUGAACAGAUUGCUCUGGAAUCGCUCCAUUUCACCCAACAGCCUGCUGGAGACGAGCAUCAGCGAGGAGGUUCGACCCAGAGACCUGGAGGAGGAGGAGGCCACGCAGACUCUGGGGCCUCUGCUUCCUCCCACCACAACUUCCCGUAGACACACUCUGGCUGAGGUCUCUGCCCGUUUCCACCAGUGCAACCCUCCAUGUAUUGUAGUCAGUCCCUCUGAUGGUGCCUCAUCUGACAGCUGUCUGAAGUCCUCAUCCAGUCCCGCCCCCACUUUGCAAGCUGCUGUGGGUGAGAUGUCAACACUUCUGGCCUCGGGGGCUGAAGGUGGAGCUUUGCUGCCUGCUGGAGCUCCCCUGGCUCUCUCCUCCCACCUCCUGCCCCAGGCCCAGGGCAGCCUGCCCGCCGCCAGCUUCCAGGAGGGUCGCAGAGCCUCAGACACGUCCCUCACACAAGGCCUCAAAGCUUUCCGGCAGCAGCUGAGGAAAAACACUCGCACUAAAGGGCUUCUGGGAUUAAAUAAGAUCAAGGGUCUGACGAGGCAGGUCGUUCCACCGCCCUCCUGCAACCGCGGCAGCCGAGGGUCACUGGGUCCAGCCCUCUCCGAGCACCGCAGCAUGUUGGAGGAGGUGCUCCACCAGCAGAGGAUGCUGCAGAUUCAGCACCAGCCGCAGCCUCAGGUCCAAGCCGCUCAGACGGGACCUACCCAGAAUCCUCUGCUCUUCCUGGCCCAGCAGCAGUCCCCCUCCCCUCCACCUGCCACAGUGUUUGCUUCCUCCUCCAUGUUCGAUGCCCCCACCCAACCCGCCCUGCCUCCCCCCCAGCCAGCCUCGGUGGGCCUGCAGCACGGCCCCUGGCAACAAACCCCGGACAGCUCCUGCUCUUCCUCCGGCUGCUCCUCGUCCUGCUACUGCUCCUCUCUUUCCCCGGUGGCCUCGGCCGCCUACCUGCUUGAGGAGCGUCUGCACAUCAGCCAGCAGCCUCAUCCUUAUCCCGGCCUCCAGCAGCAGCAGCAGCAGCAGCCGCAGCCGCAGUCCGCAACACAAGGCGGCUUCCCCAUCCUGGCCAAACCGGCGGUGUGGAGCAUGAGCUCGGCCUCCGGCGCCGACGCCAACAUGCAGGAGUUGUGUCUGGCUGGACAGCAGCAGCUCAGCAGCUGCGUGAUGGUGAAGUAAAUCGUCAGAUUGUUCUCUCAGUGGAGGAAAAAAGACUUUGAGCCCAGAAGAAAAAAGAGAGCAGAAGUGAGGAACAAAAAGCAGAUGCAAGCAACAAAUUUACACGUUAACAACACACAUGUAAGAAUGUGUCCGCACAUGUUGUGUCUGUUUGUGUGUUUGAUAUCAUAUAAGCUAAAGAAAAAGCAAUAACCAAACUCUGGAUGAGGCGUUAAAUCAGACAGCCAGAGAAGCAAUAAUGGACUGAAAGACUCUCCUCCAGCUCUCUGACAGACUCGACUUGAAUGAAGAGAGAGCCGACAUCAGCCGAGACACUUAUUUCUCACACGUUUUGAUGCUGUCGAAGUUUUUCUUUUUUUUUUUGGAAACAUGAAGUCUCCCUCUUCCGCUUUUCUAGUCAUGUAAAUUCUCGAUGUUUUUCACUUGCCUGGACAGAAGACCAAAAUUCGUUCUUUUUUUUUUUUUUUGCAUUUUCCCCGACUUUGUUCGCCUUUUUCUAAAGAGACAUUUCUCUGUAGCAGUGCAAUGAACAUUCAGUAUAGUGCCCUAAGCUUACAACUGUUCACUGAAGGAGUUGAUUUGUAUUGAAACUGUGAUAUAUUUGUUUUUUUUUUUCCUGUGCAAGAUUAUGUUAGCAAAUGCUGCUUUUACCUCCAACUGCAAAAAGAUUGCUACAUCCUCUUCAGCCAAAACUGAACGAAGAUGGUGUAAAGCACAACAGGUACGUCGGUCAGCUGGGUAGCACCUUACACAUGUGGACGCAUCGAUCCGUGUUCCCUUCGUCUGAUGAGCACCUUCUCGUUAGGUGCUUUUACUACCUCCUCAGGCAACAAUUUGGAAACUUCAUAAAACCUAUCAUCGGUCCAGAUCAGAGGAAAGAGUUGUUUUUUUCCCUCCAUACGGACAGAACAAAGACUGGGAGCAGUGCAAUAUUUUACAUGGAAAGAUGAGGCUUUACAUAGGACGGUCAAAAUUACAUGCAUAUUUGCCUGAGGUUUAUGUGGUUUGUCUGUGUUUGACCUUGCUGUGCUAGCUAGCUGACUCGAAAAAGGUACUUGUUAUGUAAGAUGAUAACAUGAUACUGUAGUGGUUCAGAGGAAAGACUCCAGGCAUUUCAAAAUGCUGUUUUCUUCCCACUGCGCGUUUGCGGUCCUUUAGCCGAAAAGGAAGAAAUUUGGGUUUUACCAAAGAGCCAACAGCACAGAUUUGGUGAUCUAUCAAAGACACACUACUGACUUUUUCCACUUCGAAUGCUGUCUCCAGAUGUAGCAUGGUGGUUAGUUGCCAUUUUCACAAGAUCUCCCGAGCUUCUGCUGUGAGAAGAGUCCCCGCUGCCACCAAAUCCCAAUGCUACGCGUAUUGUCGAUAUCUCUAGCUGUUACUAUCAGGACCAUGGCGGUAUUUGUUUUUUGUACUUUUCUAGAAAAGAACAACAAAAAAAAGAAAGAAAAAAAAAGUCACAACAUAGCAAUACCAUAUUGUGCAGGAAGUUGAACUUUCUUCUGUUGCCCAUAAGCGGCUAGAAAUACGUAGGAAUGACCUGCAACGACCUGAUUUAUACGUGCAGGUGAUGAUGUGUUAGAAAAGCUGCAGGAGAUGUGUAAUAUUUAGUUCUCUCAUAUCUGUGAAGCAUCUUGUAGGGGAGCAGUGUUUUUUCCGAGCCCAGUUCUACUUUGGUAACAUGCAGUGUUGAUACUUCUGCCCAACUAUGUUUUGGUUGAUUGCACUCACUACCAACACUUGUGCCUUUAUCUGAACAAACAGUCGGUCGGAGUUUUUCCGUCUCCUACACUGAAGAAAGAACGGCUCCGUUGGCGGCCGUCCGCUCAGACGCCCCUUUGAUAUUUUCUUUUAACUUGCUGUUUAAACAGAAGCAAGAUUUGCACUUUAUUCACAUUUCUUAUUGCCGAUUUUUGUUUUGUUUCUCAUGAUGAAAACAAAAUCACAAAACUAUUGAAACACUAAGACUCUUGAUGCAAAUCUGUAAGAUGACCCUUUUGAUAAUCUUUGGAUAAUAAGAAGUAUGUCAUGCUUUUUUUUCUGAUUUGUUACUUGACUGUGUGAGCAUGAGCACGUAUUAGUGCCAGAGUGUGAGUGUGUGUGAGUGUGUGUGUGUGUGUGUGGAGGAAGGAAAGAAAGAGGAAGGGAAGGAGAAAGAAUGUUAGUUCGAGAAAGAUUGUUUAUUUAUGUGGCUAUUUAUUUAAAUAAAGUUCACUUCCUAAACUGUC
This is a messenger RNA of Amphiprion ocellaris (clown anemonefish), 4959 nucleotides long. RefSeq names its product salt-inducible kinase 1 (gene sik1). The record is from RefSeq and is a predicted model, not a curated record. Lineage: Eukaryota; Metazoa; Chordata; Actinopteri; Pomacentridae. Gene Ontology annotation, cellular component: cytoplasm. Gene Ontology annotation, molecular function: ATP binding; protein serine/threonine kinase activity; tau-protein kinase activity. Gene Ontology annotation, biological process: microtubule cytoskeleton organization; protein phosphorylation; intracellular signal transduction. Bases 305 to 2731 code for a protein of 808 amino acids. The transcript has 14 exons.